AUGGGUUCCACAGCGACCCCAACUAGACCCUUGGUCCUCCACUCUCUUGCCGCUAGGAUCUCCAUCCCCGUCCCCGCUGAACCACUCUCAGCUUGGGUCGAGUCAGAGGUCCUCGCGCAAGAUUUCCACGACUCUCGCGUCGGGUUGGACGAAGAACCCGCACCACCCGUCGAAGAAUCGGAAGACAAUGGACCUGUCACGACCCCGCCUUCCAACGAGCCUCAGGUCCUCCUUCUCGCUCGAUUCUUGUCAUUCGUCGCAGACAGAUUGACCGCCUCUCCCAAUGCGGAGCUCGCAGAAGUCAUUCGAGCCGCUUACAAGCGAUUCAACGACUUGUUCUUGUCUUCCAUCAACAUUCACUCCUUGGUCCAGUCUUUCGAGCCGGAGGCCAGGGCAGAGGUCUUGACAGCGUACUACAAAGCGUUUGCAGCUGCAAGAAACGUCCUCGGCUCAAGUCAGAUCCCCAUCGCUCAUCCUUCCGCUCUGUUGGAAGCUGCGCAAAAGGGACAGGCAGAGCUUUACGCAUUGUUCGGAGGCCAAGGUGUCAACGAGACCUACUUCAACGAGCUUCAAUCGCUCUACAACACUUACAAACCAUUCCUCCUUACCCUCCUUGUCGACAUUACCCGUAAUGUUCUCCUACCGCUUGCAGCCAAGGCCGAGAGCGAUGGCUACACUUACUACUCGCAAGGUCUUGACCUCGUCUCAUGGCUCGAAGGUACCUCACCACGACCUUCUGUCGACUACCUUGGCUCCAUUCCACUCUCCCUUCCGCUCAUCGGUGUCACUCAGCUCGCUCAAUACGUCGUCUCCUGCCGAAUCACCGAUGUUUCACCGGGACAGAUGAGGUCGUUGUUCAAAGGAGCUACAGGGCAUAGUCAGGGAGUCGUCUCUGCCGUCGCCGUCGCAGCUUCUAGCCAUUGGGAGAGCUUGGCGGAGAACAUCCAAAAGGCCGUCCGACUCUUGUUCUUCCUCGGUCUCAGAGGUCAGGAGGGCUUUCCCCUCCUCUCCAUUGAGCCUCAGCUGGUAGCCGAUGCAGUUGCCAACAACGAGGGCGUGCCAUCACCCAUGUUGUCCAUCAACGGUCUGAGUCGAAAAGCCCUUGAAGGCCACCUCAAAAAGGUCAACGAGCACCUCCCUUCAAAUUCCAAGGUUGGCAUUUCGCUUUACAACGCAUCAACCAUUCACGUCGUCACUGGACCCGCAAGAGCUCUGUACGGUCUCGCUACUGCUUUGAGGAAAGUCAUGGCGCCUCCAGGUCUGGACCAGAGCAAGACUCCAUACUCUAAGCGUAAAGCCGUCUUCAACAUGCGAUUCUUGCCCGUCAAUGUCCCUUACCACAGUCACUAUCUGGAGGGACAGACGCAGAAGCUCAUGGGAGAGGACCUGAAGAACGAGGAACUGUGGAGUGCCAAGGACCUUCCCAUGGCAAUCUACAACACCGAGACGGGUGUUGACCUUCGAGACCUGUCCACAUCCUUGACAGCCUCCCUCUGCGACCAGAUCUUCACUUCACCCAUCCACUGGGUCAAGGCAUGCAACUUCCCUUCCGCCGCUACCCAUGCGGUCGACUUUGGCCCAGGUGGCAACAGCGGUAUCGGCCCAUUGACAGGCCGAGCUCUGGAAGGCCGCGGAGUUCGAGUGGUGAUCGUUGGUGAAAAGGGCAAAGCUGCUGCCGAGUUCUACGAUGCGAACAAUAUCAGGCGAGAAUCUGUGUGGGCCAAAGAGUGGCAACCGAGAUUGGUCAAGACUGCUGAUGGCAAAGUCCACAUUGACACCCCCUUCUCCCGCCUGUUGGGCAAACCUCCUAUCAUGGUCGCUGGUAUGACUCCCUCUACCGUGAAACACGACCUUGUUUCUGCCACUUUGGCUGCUGGAUACCACAUCGAAUUGGCCGGUGGAGGUCACUACAAUGCCAAAGCUCUUCGAGCCAAGGUCGCCGAGAUUCAGAAGCACGUCCAACCUGGUGUCGGACUCACGCUCAACGCCUUGUACAUCAACCAGCGGCAAUUCAGCUUCCAACUCCCUCUCUGGCAAGAACUUCGUCGUGAAGGUCUCCCCAUCGAGGGGUUCUGUGUCGCUGCGGGAAUCCCAAGUUCGGAAAAGGCCACGGAGAUCAUCUCUGGCCUCAAAUCUGUCGGCAUCAAGCACGUCGCUUUCAAACCAGGUUCCGUCGAAGGCAUCCGACAAGUCGUCAACAUUGCCGCUGCCAACCCUGACUUCCCCAUCAUUCUCCAAUGGACUGGAGGACGAGCUGGAGGUCAUCACAGUUGUGAAGACAUGCACCAGCCCAUCAUUUCCACCUAUGCUGCCAUCAGACAACACCGCAACAUUUCGCUCAUUGCUGGUUCUGGCUUUGGAGGAGCAGACGACCUCUGGCCUUACAUUUCUGGUGACUGGGCUGUCGAUCUUUACGGUUUGCAACCCAUGCCGUUCGAUGGUGGUCUCUACGGAUCUCGAGUCAUGGUUGCGAAGGAGGCUGCUACAAGUCCUUCGGUCAAGCAGCUCAUUGUUGAUGCCCCCGGUGUGGACGAUGCCCAGUGGGAAGGUACCUACGACAAACCCACCGGAGGUAUCCUGACUGUCCGAUCUGAGCUUGGUGAACCCAUUCACAAGGUCGCCACUCGAGGUGUCAAGCUCUGGCGAGAAUUCGAUGACACUGUCUUCGCCCAGCCUCGUGAGAAGCGAGCUGCUUGGCUCGAAGCCAAGAAGGACUAUGUCAUUGAGCGACUGAACAAGGAUUUCAGCAAGCCUUGGUUUGCCCAGAAGGCCGACGGUACCGUCGCUCAAGAUAUCAACGAGAUGACAUACGAGGAAGUCACUCGACGAAUGGUGCGACUCAUGUACGUCGCCAAGCAGUCUCGAUGGAUCGAUGUGUCCCUCCGAAACCUCGUCGGCGAUUGGCUGAGACGAGUGGAAGAGCGAUUCGCCGGUAUCGAUGGUAUCCGAACGAAGGAAUCUCUCAUCCAGAGUUUCUCCUCACUCGAAAACCCCGCACCGACCCUUGAUGCCUUUUUCCAGCACUACCCUCGUGGCAAGACACAGCUCGUCGCUGCAGAGGACAAGGCCUACUUCCUCAACAUUUGCCAACGACCGGGCCAGAAGCCCGCGCCAUUCAUCCCUGUCCUCGAUGGCAACUUUGAAGUCUGGUUCAAGAAAGACUCUCUUUGGGCCGCCGAAGAUAUCGAUGCGGUCUUUGAUGCCGACCCACAGAGAGUCUGCAUUCUUCAAGGACCCAUGGCUGCCAAAUGGUCCACCGUGGUCGAUGAGCCCAUCAAGGACUUGCUCGGCAACAUUGAAGGACUGCUCGCGCGCAAGAUUCUCGCUAGGUACUAUGACAACGACGAGAGCAAGGUUCCCGUCAUAGACUACAUUGGUGCUCGACCAGCUACCUCUCGAUCCAAUCUGGUACAGGAAUCCACUCAAGGCGAUAUCCGCACCCUCAAAGUCAACGAUCCUGUUCCACAACUUGAGGCAUGGGUCGAGACCCUCGCUGGACCUAGUGUCAGCUGGCUCCGCGCCGCUUUGACCACUGUCAACGUUGUCCGAGGCUCUGGAUACAUCAGCAACCCUCUCAAGCGAGUCUUUGCUCCUCGUGCCGGACAGACUGUCGAGAUCAAGAGCGCCAAGGGUCAAGCCGUCUCCGUUACACUGUACGGAGCCGCGCGAUCAUUCGGGGUCCACCCUCACGAUUUCAAGGCCGUCGAAAUGACAUACGACGCAGCCAGCCGCAAGAUCAGCCUCACCCUGAACGAAGAACGACGGGGCGUUUCCGUGCCACUCUACUUCCAAUUCAUUUACAAGCCAGAAAUGGGCUAUGCGCCGAUUCACGAAGUCCAAGAAGGUCGAAACACGGCCAUCAAAGACUUUUACUGGCGUCUGUGGUUCGGUGAUAACGAGAAGAUGCCUAGUCUGGCGCUCGACACCACCUUUACGGGACCCGAGACACCUAUCGACGCUGCCACCGUUCAGCGGUUCUGCGAUGUCGUCGGCAAUCAAAGUGAGAGCUUCAAGCAAAUCAGAAAUGACAAGGUCAUGGCGCCCAUGGACUUUGCCAUUGUUCUUGGCUGGCAGUCCAUCAUGAAGGCCAUUUUCCCCGCUGAAAUUGACGGUGACUUGCUCAACCUUGUUCAUCUCUCCAACGGAUUCCGAAUGGUCGAUGGUGUCGCUCCUCUCCGUGCGGGUGACGUCUGCUCCGCCGAGGCACGAGUCGUCUCGGUCAUCAACAGUGACAGCGGGAAGACUGUCAAGGUUCGUGGAUUUGUCCUCCGCAAGGGUGAACCCGUCAUCGAAGUCACUUCAUCCUUCCUCUACCGAGGUCGAUUCACCGACUUUGAAAACACCUUCGAGACCAUCGACGAAGCGGAUUACGUCGUCGAGAUGGACAAGGCUACCUCGGUCGGCGUCCUUCAGUCGAAGGAGUGGUUCGAGUGGGAGGACCCGUCCGUUGCUUUGGAUGUCGGCAGCGUCUUGACCUUCAAGACUAAGAGUGAGCUCCGAUUCCGCGACAAGGCAUCGUACAGCUCGGUCCGAGUUUCUGGAGCCGCUUUCGUCAGAAGCAGUACCAAGCAACUCGUCCAGGUCGCUACCAUUGAUUAUGAGGCGCACAAUUCGUUCGGCAAUCCUGUGGUUGAAUACCUCAAACGACAAGGUAAAGCCGUUGGCCUGCCCAUUCCUCUUGAGACAGGCGGUUACUCGCUCAUCACCAACCCUGCAUCGGCGACGUACACCACGCCCUCAACCAAUGAGCCAUACUCCAAGGUUUCUGGAGACUUCAACCCUAUCCACGUCAACCCAUACUUCUCCGACUUUGCCUCUCUGCCUGGAACCAUCACUCACGGUAUGUGGAACAGUGCAGCCGUGCGCAAGUACCUCGAGUCCACAGUUGCAGACAACCAUCCCGAGCGAGUCGAGUCUUACGAAGUUGGCUUCGUCGGUAUGGUUCUUCCUGGCGAUCAGAUCCAGGUCAAACUCACCCACGUUGCUAUGCGAGACGGCAAAAAGGUCAUCAAGGUCGAAGCAUUCAAUCAAACUGGCAUCAAGGUCAUUGACGGUACCGCCGAAGUCAGGCAACCUCCCAUGGCCUACGUCUUCACCGGUCAAGGAUCUCAAGAAGUCGGCAUGGGUAUGGAACUGUACAACAGUUCGCCCGUUGCCCGAGCAGUCUGGGACGCUGCCGACGCUCAUUUGACCUCGGUCUAUGGAUUCUCCAUUGUCGAUAUUGUCAAGAACAAUCCCAAAGAACUCACCAUUCACUUUGGUGGUAUCAAGGGUCAAGCCAUUCGACAACGGUACAUGGACUUGACGUAUGACACUGUCGAUGACAAUGGCAAUAUCAAGACUCUCCCUCUGUUUGCCGACAUUGAUCUCUACACGACCAGCUAUACCUUCUCUCACCCUCAAGGUCUGCUCUUCGCCACCCAGUACACUCAGAUUGCCUUGGUCGUCACUGAGAAAGCCACAUUCGAUGACAUGAAGGCCCGAGGACUGAUUGACAACAGUGCUGCAUUCGCCGGUCACUCGCUCGGAGAGUACUCUGCCUUGGCCGCCAUUGCCGAUGUCCUGCCCAUCUCCAGUUUGGCUGAUGUCGUCUUCUUCCGUGGAAUCACCAUGCAACGGGCGGUCCAACGAGAUGCCGAAGGCAAGAGUCAGUACGCCAUGAUGGCUGCCAAUCCCUCUCGAGUUGGAAAGACAUUCUCCGAAGAAGCGCUUCGUGAAAUUGUCGAUGCCAUCAGCAAGCAGAAGUCCAUCCUGCUUCAGAUCGUCAACUUGAAUGUCGCAAACCAGCAAUACGUCUGUGCGGGUGAACUGAGAGCUUUGGCGACGUUGACAAACGUCUUGAACAUGCUCAAGAUUCAGAAGCUGGAUCUCGAGAAAUUGUCCAAGAUGAUGAGUGUCGAAGAGCUCAAGGAAAAGCUUGCGGAGAUCAUCGAUGGAUGUUGGGACAUGGCUCUUGAGAAGGAGGCCAAGGACGGCGCCGUCGUCCUCGAGCGUGGCUUCGCUACGAUUCCUCUUCCGGGUAUCGACGUGCCAUUCCACUCGAGGUAUCUAUGGCCUGGUGUUUUGUCGUUCCGAAACUACCUGUACAAGAAGAUUGACCCAACUCAACUCAACCCUGACAGGCUGGAGGGCAAGUAUAUUCCAAACUUGAUUGCCACUCCCUUCGAAGUCUCCAAAGCAUACGUCCAAACCAUCUACGACCAGACUGCUUCGCCUAGAAUGGAAAAGAUCCUCAAGAGCUGGGAAGCUGAAGGCUGGGACACUGCUGCUAAGCGACAGCGAUUGGCUUACAACAUCUUGACCGAGUGUCUUGCUUAUCAAUUCGCCUCGCCCGUCCGAUGGAUCGAGACUCAGGAUGUACUAUUCACACAAGCCAAAUUCGAGCGCCUCAUUGAAGUUGGACCGAGCCCGGUUCUUGCUGGUAUGGCCACUCGAACCCUCAAAGCGAAAUACGAGGCUCAGGAUGGUGCAAUCUCUCUCCGUCGAGAAAUCUACUGCGCCGCCAAAAACCAGAAAGAGGUGUACUACGCCUUUGAGGACGAGGUCGAGGAGGCUCCUGCUGUUGCUGCAGCAUCGGAGUCAGCACCCAAGGCUGCCGCGCCUGUUGUGGCUGCUCCUGCCGCGGUGGCUGUUGCCGCUCCUGCACCUUCCGCAGGCCCUGCUGCAGCAGUCGAGGACGUCCCGCCCAAGGCUGUCGACACUGUUCGAUUCAUUGUGGCCCAAAAGCUCAAGAAACCUGCCAGUGAGAUUCCAUUGAGCAAGUCGCUCAAGGAGUUGUCCGGUGGAAAGUCGACAUUGCAAAACGAAAUCCUUGGUGAUCUCCAGGUUGAAUUUGCUUCGGCACCUGAAAAGGCCGAGGAUCUCCCCCUCGACGAACUGGGUGCUGCCCUGAAUGUCGGAUACACUGGUCUUGGCAAGCACGCCAUGGCGCUCACCAACCGAAUGGCUGCGUCCAAAUUCCCUGGAGGAUUCAAUAUUUCCGCCGCGCGAGCCCAUCUCAACAAGCAGUGGGGUCUUGGACCGCUCCGUACCGACUCUGCUCUCUUCUUUGGAGUCAUCUCUGAACCGCCCAAGCGUCUCGGUUCCGAAGCAGAGGCCAAGGCUUUCCUCGAUGCCUUGGUACAAAGUUACGCAAGUUACGCCGGAUUCAGUCUCUCCACGCCUGGCGUUGGAGGUGCCGGAGGUGGAGCAGCCAGCGGAGGAGCCGUCAUGAACUCUGAAGAGUUUGACAAGUUUGUCCUGAAGCAGGCUGAGCAGGCCGAAAGGGAGAUUGAGCUUUUGUCAAGAUACCUCGGCAAGGACCACAGAGCUGGAGACAAGCGAGCGGAUGAAGGCAAAGUCCAAUCGGAUGAAUUGCAAGCCAAGUUGGACGCUAUCAAGGCGGAACAUGGAGACACGUACAUUGAUGGUAUUGCUCCGGUUUUCUCUGCUCUCAAAGCGAGAACAUUCGAUUCGAGCUGGAACUGGGCCCGACAGUCGUCUCUGCAGUUGUUCUACGAUAUUAUUCACGGUGAAUUGGACCCCAGCACAGUUUUCAACGAUGAGCCACGAUACCGACCCAAUGUCGGAGGUGUAUAA
This is a messenger RNA of Kockovaella imperatae, 7578 nucleotides long. Its product is annotated as putative fatty-acid synthase complex protein. Gene Ontology annotation, biological process: long-chain fatty acid biosynthetic process. Gene Ontology annotation, molecular function: holo-[acyl-carrier-protein] synthase activity; fatty acid synthase activity; enoyl-[acyl-carrier-protein] reductase (NADH) activity. Gene Ontology annotation, cellular component: fatty acid synthase complex. The record is from RefSeq and is a predicted model, not a curated record. Lineage: Eukaryota; Fungi; Basidiomycota; Tremellomycetes; Tremellales; Cuniculitremaceae. The coding region runs from base 1 to 7578 and encodes 2525 amino acids. The transcript has 9 exons.